Messenger RNA from Chaetura pelagica (chimney swift), 1347 nucleotides. RefSeq names its product spermatogenesis associated, serine-rich 2 (gene SPATS2). The record is from RefSeq and is a predicted model, not a curated record. The coding region runs from base 1 to 1347 and encodes 448 amino acids. Gene Ontology annotation, cellular component: cytoplasm. The transcript is spliced from 13 exons. Gene Ontology annotation, molecular function: protein binding. Lineage: Eukaryota; Metazoa; Chordata; Aves; Apodiformes; Apodidae.
AUGUCUAAAAAGCAAAACACAAAAGAUCCAUCUGGCUUCAUUUUUGAUGUGCAGUCCAACACUGUGAUGGCCCAAGGAGGAACCUUUGAAAACAUGAAGGAAAAGAUCAGUGCUGUGAGGGCCAUCGUCCCCAACAGGAGCAACAAUGAGAUUGUCCUGGUCCUGCAGCACUUUGACAACUGUGUGGACAAAACUGUGCAGGCCUUUAUGGAAGGCAAUGCCAGUGAAGUGCUGAAGGAAUGGACUGUGACAGGCAAGAAAAAGAACAAGAAGAAGAAAACCAAACCCAAACCACAAGCUGGGCCCAGCCCUGGGCUCCCAGGGCAAGGGAAAUUGGUGCCCACUGAAGAGGAGCAGCAGGAGAAAGGUGGGAUCAACGGUUUCCAUGUCAACGGCUGCGCCCACGACACCGAGUCCGUGGAGUCGCUCAGCGAAGCUCUGGAUGCUCUUUCCAUUGAUGCCAGAGAGCUGGAGGAGGGCGAGCCCGGGGCCCCAGACAUGCCUGAGAGAGCAGCAGUGCCUGACCUAGGGAAUGGAAUAGCAGGCUUUGACACACAAUCGCUCACCCUGCAUCCUUCCCAGAGCUCCCAGUCCCUCCGGCAGCGCCCUGAUUCCAGGAGCACCACCAGGUCCCUGUCCCGACCCGCAGCCUCCGCCUCCAUUCCCGCCUCCCUCUCCGUCUCCCGCCUGGAAGACGUUCCCGUCUCACCCGCCACCAAGAAGCUGGGUUCUAACAUUGAGAAGUCAGUGAAGGAUCUUCAGCGCUGCACCGUGUCGCUGGCGCGGUACCGGGUGGUGGUCAAGGAGGAGAUGGACACGUCCAUCAAGAAGAUGAAGCAGGUCUUUGCUGAGCUGCAGAGCAGCCUCAUGGAUCGGGAAGUGGCGUUGCUGGCUGAGAUGGACAAAGUGAAGGCAGAAGCAAUGGAAAUCCUGCUGGGCCGGCAGAGGAAGGCAGAGGCCCUGAAGAAGCUGACAGACGUGGCCGUGAGGAUGUCGGAGGAGCAGCUGGUGGAGCUGAGAGCUGACAUCAAGCACUUUGUGAGCGAGCGCAAGUACGACGAGGAGCUGGGCCGGGUCGCCCGCUUCUCCUGCGACCUGGACGCCCUCAAGAGGAGCAUCGCUGCCUUCGGCCAAGUUUCCCACCCCAAGAACAGCUACUCAGAGACCCCCACCCCCUGUGCCUCCACCCCCAGCCUUACCAUGGCCAGCAAGAAGCCCCCAGCCUCGGGGGAGGCCACGGGGAGCCCCCGCCCACCCCAGCCUUCCAGAGAGUCCAUCGGCACAGACCCCCGGGGGCUCCCCCCGAGGAAGCCCAGAGCCAGUCGGCAGGAGGGAGCGAAUUCCUGA